ACGCUCGGAUUCAUUCAGUCGGCGAACGGCCGCUUUUCGAUAUCGACGAGUCCGACACCGGGAUCUGAUUUGCUACCACAAGUGUGAUUUGAUUAAGUACUUUGAUUACCAUCAGCGGUUUGGAAGUUAGAUUUGCGAUUGUUCCGAACACAUCGAACGACACGAAAUUUCGAGAAAGGAGGUCAACGAUGGCGUCCCAGACGUGCGACGUCACUAAGAUACAGGACGAAGAUGUCCUUAGGCGCAUGUGGCAGGAAACAGACGACUUCAGCCAAAAGAAACAAAUACGCGCGCAUAUGUACAAAGUGCGCGAACAACGAUUGAAAGAGUUUUAUACUAGCGGUGAAGUGGCGCGCGAUAUUCAAACCACUUCCAACAUAACAACGAAAACCAGUAGCAGUAAACACGCGGAAAAUACGCAUCAUGCAGAUUCAUUGUUGGAUCACAGCUUCCAAUCUUUAAAAUCGAAAGAGAUUCGCGAUUCUGAAAGUCCCACGAAGGAUUUGGCUUUUUCUCGCUCUGCCGUUCAUUCGGAUCGUGGAUGGAACGUGCAAGAGACACAGGAGUCUAGUCGUGACGGUAAGACUCAGAGCGUUAGCAAGUUGGCUACCACAUCGGGUUCCAAGGAGAUUCAGGGUGGGGUUUCUCACUAUGCCGCUAAGAAUGAAGCAAAGGCAACGGUUUAUCAGGAUGGCGAUGAUAAGAACUUUAAGAAAGCGGUUGGCACUUCAAAUUCUAGUGUACUUAAGCAGGAGGCACAUGGUGUGGAUGGAGAUACCAGUUUUAAAUCUACUAGCACUUCUAGUUCUACAUCAUCGCGUUAUGUGAGUGAGCAAAAAUCUUCGUCCACCCAAGGAUACGUUCCAGACGCUGUGCUUAAAGACCCCAACACUAAGGUGUUUACCGAGACCAAGAUUCUUCCUGAUGGUACAAGAGUUACAAAGACACGAUAUGAGACCACUGGUGCCUGCACCAAGACUUCGGGUACGCAAAAUAGUAGCAACACUGUUGUUAAAAGUUCUUCAACGUCAAGUCAACGUCGUGAGAGUCAACAACGCGAGAGCAAACAACGUGAGAUUCAACAACGUGAGAUUACUCAGGAUACAAAACAACUGCAGCAAAGUGCGCAUAAUGUUAGGGAGGAGACACGUCAACAACUCCAGGAAACUAAUCAAAACAUACAAAAUGUUCAAAACGUGCAACAUGUGCAGAAUGUGCAAAAUGUUCACAAAGAACACAGGGAACACCAUGAAAAUAUCGAAAAUGUCCAGAGGAGCAGUGUGAAUGUUCAUAGAGAACAGCGCGAAGAACGACGUGUUCAGGAAUCUGAAAAAUGCAGCCGUGAACAACAUGAUCGUCACGACAAAAUACGUACAAUUGAAGAUAAAUCUGUCAAGGACACAUCCAUUCCCAAAAUGGAAAACGUCCAAACCAUUACAACUACAACCACUACCACCACCAACAAAAACGUCGGUAAACCCACUGAGCAAAUAAUAGAUUCGCGUCGUUCGUCGCAAACGGUCGUUGAGCGUGAUUCAUCAGUGAACGUUAUUAAUACAAAUAAAACCGAGAAAGUUCACACUGAAAAACAAAGCACGAACACCGCCAUUCAUUCUACCAGCUUCACGCAGGAUAAACAACGCGUCAGCGUCGAUAUUAGUCCAACUCACGAUGCGUUUGCUCGCAGCCUACGUAGCGUCACCCCAGAUCGUGACCGCAGGACUCAAUCCUUCCGCCAUCCAAGUCUUGAUAAGAAGACUAGAAUCACAUCAGAAAAGGGCUCCCAACAGUAUGGCAGCAAUGAAACUAUUACCAAGUCUGUUCAUACGGAGUAUGAUCGACGCAGUUCGUCCCCGAGGGAAAAGCCAAUCACAGAAAAGCCAACUGAUAAGGUCCUUCGCCGCACUGAUACUUAUGAAGAGCGUGUGCGUCAGAUACUUGGAAUUACGGAGAAAAAGAAACCAAAGCCGGAUAAAGAUGUCAGUGAUAUUAUUGCAAAUGAUCGUCAUGCCAAUCGCAAGCCAUCUUGGCCCGAUGUUGUUCGUAGGCCAAGCAAAAGUCCCGAAAAGAAGGUCCUGGAAUAUCCGGCCCAAAAGCGGACAAGUGUUUCUUAUCCAGAAAGGAAACCUUCUUUAAAAAGUCCAGAGAAAGAUAUCGCUCCACAGACAAAUUGGCUACCAUCAGCACCGCGUCAAACACCAGAACGGAAGACACCUGAUAGGGUUACCUUUUCUCCCGAUAAAGGCACAGCAACCGCGAAAGAGAUUCGUAAAUAUCAUGGUGGUAAAAGAACAUGUUCACCUGCGAUUGAUUUAGAAAUUGUUACCGAUCGAAUUGAUGCUAAGAAGAAAUCCAUGUCGCCUUGCAGAGAUGAUAUGAUUCCACGAGCUUUUACAACUGCAAAGAAUGGUCAGACGUAUACUGUUGAUUUUAUUAACGUUGAAAAGGAGAUCUCUGUGCAGCAACGCGCUAGCCCGGAGCGAUCAAGCCCUUCUCGCACAACACCUCGUGCGAGUCCCCAGAGGGAAACGUCUCCGAAGAAAACUACUGACAGUCUGUUGAAAGAAGAAACUAAGCAAAAGCAGAGUUCAGAGACGUACAAAACAGUCCAGACAACGGAGGAUGAGUUAAUGAAAUCAAAUGUUAAGCACUUGAAGGGUAAGCAGAUUGACGAAGUAGAUGAACCGCUUUUUACUAAGAAAUUUAUGUAUAAAUUAGGCAAAGAUGAAGAGGAACCCGCCGUAGAUAGACGCAGCAAGUCGCAAUCACCCAGGCGUUUGGUGGAAGAAGACAUUAUCACUGAGGAAAUCGAAACCAUCAAACAUAAGACCGUUAAGAAAGAUUUGUCAUUCGACGAACAGAAGGAGAAGAAAAGGAAGCAAAAGACAACCGAUACAACAACAACUACUGCUACAGUUACCACCGGGAAGAAAACACCAACUAAAAGAAGUGCAACAAAUCUGGUUACACAAACUAUCAAUUUGGAAACAUCACCAAAAACUACAGGUAACAAAACAAGCAAACCCAAGUCGCGUCCAGAGGAAACACCCAAAUGCAUUUCUACUAAGAGUAUAAUCAUCAAUGAGGCUGUAGCCGAACAACGUGAAAUUAUCGUUGACCUCAAGCGCUCCAAGUCAUCCCGUGAAGAUUCCCCUGAAAAGGUCUGGCCUGUGCAAACCGAAGAAGAUUCUGGUAUUCCACGUUAUCCAGAUCAAAUUCAAGAACCAGAAGACAGUCGCCGCAAUGCUUCAAGGAAGACCAAGGUAAAUGACAUUAUAAUUGAUGAAGAUGAACGCAUUGAAGAAUUUAACCGAAUCACUGAAUUAGUGGAUACGGAAAUCACGGAUGUAGAUAGAGUGGCUGAAACAGAUGAAUGUCUAUUGACUGUGAAUGAAAAAGUCAACAAAUUCCAGCAUACUAAAAAUACUUCGAAGAAAUCGAAGGGCCCAGCGCCAAAAGUCUCUCGCCCGGAAUUCAAUGUUGAUGAGACAUUACGUAGUGAUGAUUGUCUUUUGAGUGUAUCGGACAAAGUCCAUAAAUUUAAAACUACAGCGGAUCAAUUGAAAGCAGAUUCAAUUCCGGAGCGUCCCAAGUCUCCAAGAUGUCAAUUUACAACCACUAGUAAAACAACAACAAGUGAAGAUGUUCGUCAGGAACGGCGUCAGUCGAGUGAGGUAUUGAAAGACGAUGAAUGUUUGUUGAGUGUAUCCGAAAAGGUGAUUAAAUUUGUGGAUACUGCGGAGACAUUAAAGAAAAAACCAGAAGUUGCUUUGAGUGAUCUGAGCCCCAAGCCCAAGAAGAAACCUGUGACUGCUCCGAUUUUGGAUGAUACUCCAAAAUCAAGUAAGAAAGUUUACUUAAGUUCUGUUGGUAAACUAAGAAGUUCUGAAAGCAUCAAGAAAGCAAAGGUUCUUUUUGAAACAGCAGCGGAAUCUACAAAAAAUACCUCAUCUAUUUCAAAAUUAAGAUCUACAAAGGAAAUCCAACAAGACAAAUCACAUUUGGAUGAUGUUCGCAGAACUAUUACUUAUGAAGAUGAAAAUGUGCCUGGAUACAUGAAACAACUUGAUAGAUCCUUACGGAUUACCAGUCCUCAUCGAGAAUCUGUUCUGGAGUUGGAAGAAAUAUCUAAAGGUCAUGUAACUACGCAACUCCAUGAGGAUAUUCAUUUGACAGAUCAGGAACAUAAAACAAAGUUUGGUGUGACCCUGAGGAGAACCGAUUCUGAGAAGAAAAACGUUGUUGAGCGUAAAGAAUCUACAACUAUCGAGGUCAACGGUGCUAAAAAAGAAAUUGAAGAUGUCUAUGACUUGACAAUUUUGGAAACCAUGUUAGAAACUGUUACCAACUACGAAUUAAGACGUAGAAUCCGUGGACAAAUACGCAUUGUGAAGAAAAUGAUUAGUGAAGAAAAAAUUACGACAUCCAUGCCGAGGCGGCGUAGUUCUGCGGAGAAAAACGUCUCAGUGACGGAAAACUAUAAAGUCACCAAGAAAAUAACCACUACUAGAGAUGGAGAUAAAGUUGAUGAAAACAUAUUGAAGCGCCCGAGUGUUAUACGUAAAGACAAGUCCCCUGAGAAAAUGGGAUUCAAACCAUUCAGACGUAGUCCUGAAAGGCAGACCAAGAAAGACGAUCGCCCUGACUGGGCUAAGGAGCGUCCGUUGCGUAAAGCUAGCGAGAGGGUUGUGCCAACAACAAAAAGAUUUAUAUCUACUACAACCGUACGCAAGGAAGUGAAGAAAGAGCGUAGUCCCAGUAAGGAUGCCACUGACGCUAUCACAUCUUGUUAUGGUAUUGGUCCUACUGAUGAGAACGGAAUGCCCUUGUUUGGCCUAAAGGCUUUAAGGGCUCAUAAUAAAACAAAGGUGCAGGGGCAGGUGACUAAAAGUUCAUUCUAUUCUGAAAAUGGAAAGGAACCAGUAGGAGAGAUCACGGUGACCAAAUAUUCUGGUGAUCCAACGCAUGGAAUUCAAUCUAAGACCACCACUCAAAAGAUUGGUACGAAAAAAGCUGUUUCCAGCAUUGGUAGGAGCGUCGAUAAAAAAGUAGACGAACGAACGAAAGUAACUCGAAGAAACUCUGUAAAGGAGAUCACGCAAAAAUUCAUCGAUAAUAACAUUGAAUCUAAUACCUCCGAACGGAAAAACUCAUACAAAGCAGGUUUGAUUCUGCGGACCUCUAGUUUCAAAGAGAGGAAAUCCAGCAGCCGGGAAAGUACACCCGAGACCAGCCGCAAACAAACAACCGGAAGCUUUCUCACGAACACCAGUAAAGUGACUGGUAUUCAAGAUGUUAUCACCCGAAUGAAAACAGAGGAGCGCGUGGAAGGCGAUACCAGUGAAGACGCAGAGGCGCGUCAAAUGUUGAACAAAUUUCUUGGUUCCCAGGUAAUUCUCGCAGGCAUGGAGGGAGGUAGUUCUACCCGCAACGUGAUGAAGAGCACCACCUCCACUUCCGCCUCGUCCACCACGACGGGGAACAAGCGCACGACGAAGGUGACCACGACCGUAACGGAAAACGGUGUACCUAAAACAAACACCAGAACGUUCACGCAUCCAAUUACGCAAGAGGUGUUGAACACCAUUUGGAACGAGCAGACGUUGCGUCUUUUGCUGGAGCAAAGCACCGAGUACGAAGAACGCCGCAUUAUCAGACUCAGAUUAAAACAAGUUAUGGCCGAAAAAGAAGCAUGCUCUGAGUUCAUGGAAAAGACACUCGAGGAAUCGCAAUCCCCCGGCGGAAACGUACACGAGAAAAUCGUAACAACGAGGUCGUUUAACGAGGGUCCCAUGACGAGAACUCAAGUGACAACGCGAGUAACUCAGCAACAGACCGUCAAGAAGCCAAUGUCACCAUUUGCAAAAUUCCGUCAAAUGGAUAGACAAAACAGCUUGAACACACCACCCAGCACCCCAAAGACGCCGACAAGCGGCGGUCCGAUGUUUAAAUUUACCGACCCGAAUUUGAGUCAAAGCGCUAGUACUAUCAAAGAGAGAUUGCUCCAUUGGUGUCAAAUGAAAACGAGGGAAUACGAUAACAUAAAAUUGGACAACUUCUCGACAUGCUGGGCUGAUGGGCUGGCAUUUUGUGCACUCGUGCAUCAUUUCUUACCGGACGCUUUUGACUACACCAAGCUGACGCCGAACAACAGACGUUACAACUUUACGCUGGCUUUCAAAGUCGCCGAGGACAAAGCCGACAUAGCGCCGCUCCUCGACGUCGACGAUAUGGUAGAGACGCGUCGUCCUGAUUGGAAGUGCGUCUUCACCUAUGUGCAGUCGAUCUACAGACGCUUCAAGGAUCUGGACUAAAUUUAUUUUGUUCGGCAUUGCGUCGAUUUAUCAUCUGUCUCUCAUAAGUUGCUGUGAUGUGUUGAACAUAUGUGUGCACCGUCAGUCAGUUGUGUCGUGCAGUUGUCUCACUUUUUUCGUACUCCACUUGUACUUCUAUCUAUGUUUAAUGUUGCUGUUUUCUUUUUAUAUUCAUUGUUAUUUACGCAAUUUAUACAAUGCGCGCAUGGUGCAUUUGCGUCGCAGGGCUUUAGUUUAUUUCUCCAGGAUAUGCGCAACUGAAGGCAACUGUUUGCGAAUAUUUGGAGUAACGAACUUUGAUAACGCUCGCUGCUACGCCGCUUAGGCAGCUUUAUACCUUGCUUUCACUUAUAUUUAAAAAAAAUACAAAAAAAUGAUGCUUCUUGAUAUUAUGAACGUGAGUUACAAGAUCGAAGCCUGGCGCUAGACCUGUUUCUUUAAUCGCCUUAGUUUUCUAUUCAUAUAUACACAUAUAUACAUUUAUAAAAACAAAUAUAUUUAUCUAUUAAUGUAUUAACACAAAACGAAAAUUAAUUAAUAAAUAAAAGCUUUUACUAUGCA
Messenger RNA from Dalotia coriaria, 6875 nucleotides. RefSeq names its product titin. Gene Ontology annotation, biological process: actin cytoskeleton organization. NCBI's taxonomy places the organism in Eukaryota, Metazoa, Arthropoda, Insecta, Coleoptera, Staphylinidae. Gene Ontology annotation, molecular function: protein binding. The record is from RefSeq and is a predicted model, not a curated record. Gene Ontology annotation, cellular component: microtubule organizing center; filamentous actin.